Messenger RNA from Stylonychia lemnae, 2283 nucleotides. NCBI's taxonomy places the organism in Eukaryota, Ciliophora, Spirotrichea, Sporadotrichida, Oxytrichidae. The record is from the annotation of a GenBank genome assembly.
AUGAGAUCUUAAGUUAUCAUAGGAUUCGCUGGCUCUAGGAACUAUAACAUGGAUAUAAAAUCAGCUACGAUGCAGAUUGUCAGAGGACCUAAAAAUCAGUAGAUUUCUCAAUAAAUUGAGAAAUUAGUCACUCCUACAGAUGUGAGAGAGCUAUAUUACAAUCUAGUGAACUAGUUUCAAGAUCAUCAUUAUGCCAAUUUGCUGCAAAGAAUCCAAUAGAUAUUGACUCUAUCGAAGUUAACUUCCUCUAAGAAAUAAUCUCUGUUUUUAAUGCAAACAAAAAUAUAGGAUAAGUUGAUACAUAGAGUUUAAUACUUUGAUUAUGAAGACAUGAUCUUAUUGAUUAGAGUUCUUGGUAAAAUGUUUGAACAUCGUAGCAAUGCUCUUUUUUGCCAUUAAAUUUUCGAACCAAUUACAAAGAGAAUCACAAGCUAGGACUUUGUGCAACUUAUGAGAAGCUAAUAAGACUAUGAGAAGUUUUUAAGUCUACAAAUAUAUAUCAACUUAGUAUUUAAUGCUUAGUUAGUAGUCAAUUAAUUAGCAGAUAAAACAAUUGAGAAUUGCUUUUAUGAACUAGGUGCAGUCUUUUCUGAGGAGUUAAAACGAGGAUAUUUGAAUCUACUUACUGACAACCCAUAGAAUUUACUUAGAGGUAUUGAGGCCUUAUCUAGGUUUAAAUUUCACCAAUCAUCGAUUAUUAGAGAAUUAAUAAACAAACUAAAAGGAAAUUUAUAACACUAUAAUCAUGUUUAACUAAUUCAUCUACUGAAUUCUCUCUCUAAUUUCUUAGUAGAAAUUGAUCCUAAGUUUGUUAGAACUAUAGUACAUUCCAUUAUUAAGGACAUAGACAAGACAACAAAUCAAUAGAUCGCUCAAUUUCUAGAUGCACUGCUGAAUAUCUAAUAUGAUAGAGAUAUUUAAUUAGGAGAAGCAGUAAUUAGGGAAAUGGAAAGAAGACAAGUACUCUUUAUUGAAAGUGCUAAAACUAAUUCUGAAGAAGAAAAUAAGAAUGCCAAGAAAGCAAACUAUAAAAGUUAAGAUGCAGAUAAACCAGAGAAAUUACAAACUUAAGAAGCAGUUAGGAUAUUAAGAGGAAUAUUUCAAUUGGGCUAUUCUGAUCAAUUUAAUUAGUCCUUCAUACUUUGGAGAAUGUACUCUAACAUGUUUUACAAGCAAAUAGAUUCAAUAUCGAAUAAUCAACUAUAAGAGACUCACCAGGUUAUUAGAAUUAUCCUUACUUAGCAUUAAGAAAGUCCAAUUAGAUCAAGAAUAGAAUUAAUUCAUAAUGCUACCAGAGACUAAAUAAUUAAGAGAGUGCAAAAGUUUAAUUCGCACAAGCUCCUAUUUAUAAUUUUGCUAGAUUUAAUCGGACAUGACAGCUAGAAAAUAUUCAUUGAGAAUACAGAGUUCAUUCAGAACGCUUUUAAAUAAUUUGUAAUUAACAUUGAGGACUUUAGAUAUGCACAAGACCUUCAUCUGAUAAAUCAUACUUUCCAGAUUAUUGACUAGAACUAGAAACAAACUAUACUAAGUCAUUAAAUCAACAAAAGCUUUAAAUUGCUGAAAGAUCAGUUCUUAAAUAAAAAGGACUAUGAACCCACUUACCACAGACUCAAUAAAUAGAUUUAUCUAUAUCUACUUAAUAGCAUCAACAGCUAAUUACCUGUUCAAUCUAUUCAAUAAGAUCAGUACUGGAUUGACCUAUAAAAUGGCAUUUAGAGUUUGUAAAAAAUUGGACUUUAUAAAAAAUUAUAAGAUUAACUAGGGAGCGAUAUUUUUUUAGCUAAUUAAUACAAGUUUUAAAAGUUAGUCCUAGAGGAUAAAUUCAAAAUAUUGCCUGAGGAAUACAAUUAUAACAAAUUACUGUUGCCUCAUCUCAAGAAAUAGGGAAAAAUUGAAAAGAUAGAGCACAUAUUUAAAGACAAAAACAUUGAGUAUGAAUUGAAUAAAGUCAUUGAAUUAGAUGGAGUAGAGUAUUCAUUUGAUUUUUAUCUCCCCUCUAGAAACUUUGUCUUAAAAAUUUAGGACAUCUACACCAAGCAUAAUCCAGACCCUAGAUUCAGAGAUCCUUACAGCAUCAUAGAUUUAAAUAACACAGCCAUAAGAGGUGAUCAAGAAUUCAAUAAAAAGGACAAAAUUGUUGAUUACCUAAAUGAGCACUCAAAUGUAAAUCUUAUAGAUCAAUACACCCUUAAAUACCAUUAAGGUCUUUCACUCAAAUACAUCGAUCAUAAAAAAGCAAAGCAUUAGCCUGAAUCUUUUAUUGAAAACUUAAUUAAAUGA